Chara braunii is the source of this 1165-nucleotide messenger RNA. The record is from the annotation of a GenBank genome assembly. NCBI's taxonomy places the organism in Eukaryota, Viridiplantae, Streptophyta, Charophyceae, Charales, Characeae.
GUGGAAAGCAAGGGCGAGAUCAACGGAGAUGGGUGACCGGGGCUAUCGAACAUAUGGCGGUGAGGCCAGAGGCGAUCAAUAUGCUAGAGGACGAGAUCAUAAGCGAGAUGAAUCGAGAGAUCGACAGCGAGGCAGGAGUCGAGACGAUUACCAUGAAGGCAGCGACAGAGGUCAUGGAGGAAGCGAGUAUGUAAGAAGGGGACCACCAGUUUGUUUCGAAUGUGGUGAGGCAGGGUAUUACAAGAACCAAUGCUGGAAACGGAGUGAAGUAGUACCAGCUAAAGGUGGAGCGAGUAGUUCGGGUGUGCAGUUGCCGGAACCCCACGUCGUCGAGACCGUGAAAAAACGGCUUGAAGAUUUCAACAAAUCCAUGGCAAAUUUCCAAGAAUACAUCGCUAUCGAAAAUACCAAGAGGGAGGCCAAGGAAUGCAGGAAUCGGGAGAAGGCAGAACGACUGCAACGAGAGGAAGCGGAGCGACAAGCUAAAGAGGAAGCACGCAUGGCUAAAGAAAAACGGAUGGCGAAGAAGUUUGCCAAGAAGAAGAAAGAGGAGGAAGAGGAGUUGGAAUUCAGCAAAGCGAUGUGGCUGCACAUGGCAGUUUGUGUAGGAGGACUAAAGGAAAAGAUGCAAUACGAGAUGAAGAAGAACAUGGAAGCUUUCCAAGCCAUCAUCAAAGGGAAGCAGCAAGCAACAUCGCCGUCCCCGUCGCCGUCGAUAUCGCCGCAAUCAUAUGCAAGCGAUUGGGCAGCAAGCGAGGUGGAAAAGAUCAAUCAGAAAGCUAAGGAGCUUACCAUCAACGAGAAACGAAAAUGGAGUCCAGACAAAACCAUUGGCAACAGUCCGCCUAUGGAAUUACCACCGAAGCGGACACCGAGAAAAACGAUAGUCAAACCGGUCAAAUUAACGGCGAUACUACAAGCCGCAACAACCAAGAAGACCGCUGCAAAGAAGAACAAGCAAGCUGAAGAAAACCAUGGAUCCCCGAAGCGCUACCACUGAAGAAAGGGACACCUAAAACGAAGAUUGCUGCCAGGAUUGGAUCAGUCGGGAAGACGCAGUUCGUCGUCGAUAACAGAGGCAACUGGCAGAUUUCCACGCCGACGAUCUUAAACGGCUAUGUCGACGGGAAGAACUGGAAUAAGGUAACAAAGUGCUGGUGGUUAU